This is a messenger RNA of Nerophis ophidion (straightnose pipefish), 3497 nucleotides long. RefSeq names its product opsin 8, group member b (gene opn8b). The coding region runs from base 81 to 1127 and encodes 348 amino acids. NCBI's taxonomy places the organism in Eukaryota, Metazoa, Chordata, Actinopteri, Syngnathiformes, Syngnathidae. The record is from RefSeq and is a predicted model, not a curated record. The transcript is spliced from 4 exons. Gene Ontology annotation, molecular function: G protein-coupled receptor activity. Gene Ontology annotation, biological process: G protein-coupled receptor signaling pathway; visual perception. Gene Ontology annotation, cellular component: membrane.
GUCACGGAAAAAAGAAGAGCAGGAUCAGGCAGUAACUUUCAAAUCACCAAUUCUUCUCAUCACCUCCAUCUCCAGCAACAAUGGAGAACUACUACUACUCUACUUUGUCGCCAGCUAUGGACAUCGGCGCUGGGGUUUAUCUCCUAUUUAUAACUAUACUCUCUGUCAUGGGCAACGUGCUGGUCCUCGUUACGGCUUUCAAAAGGUCCUCGCGGAUGAAGCCGCCCGAGCUCCUUAGUGUCAACCUGGCUGUGACGGACCUGGGGGCGGCGGUCACCAUGUACCCGCUCGCAGUGGCGUCUGCCUGGAGCCAUCACUGGCUGGGAGGCGACAUCACCUGCGUCUACUACGGCCUGGCGGGUUUCUUCUUCGGGGUGGCCAGCAUCAUGAACCUGAUGCUCUUGGCUAUCGUGCGCUUCAUUGUGUCCCUCAACCUGCAGUCUCCCAAAGGUAAGCUCGGCUGGAGACACGUGAAGCUGAUGUGUUUGUGGUCGUGGUUUUACGCGCUGCUGUGGGCGCUGCUGCCCAUUCUGGGGGUGGGCCGCUACGGGCCAGAGCCCUUCGGCCUGUCCUGCACUCUGGCGUGGGGCCACAUGAGGCACGAGGAUUUCUCCUUCGUCAUCGCCAUGUUCUUCUUCAACCUGGCACUGCCCACCACCGUCAUCGUGUGCUGCUACUUCGGCAUCACCAUCAAGCUCUAUGUCACCUACAAGAAGUCGUUCAACCACACCCAGCGCCUAACCAAGACCAUCAAGCUGCACCGCAGGCUGCUAACGAUCGCCAUCCUGAUCAGUUUGGGCUUCAUAGGCUGCUGGUCGCCGUACGGCCUGGUGAGCCUGUGGUCCAUCUUCCGCGACAGCAGCUCCAUCCCGCCCGAGGUCAGCCUACUGCCGUGCAUGUUCGCCAAGAGCUCCACCGUGUACAACCCCAUUAUCUACUACGUAUUCAGCAAGAGCUUCAAGCAGGAGGUCAAGCAGUUGAUUUGUAGCUGCCCCGCCUUCUCCAACCCGUGCAAGGUCAACAACAGCAUCAACGACAACAGCGUCUACACGGCCAACAUGGUGGACAAACAGGCCACGGAGGAGGAGGCGACUUACCUGGGAUCCAGGGCGGCAUCGCUGGUUUAAAACUGACAUGAAGACUAUUUUCCAGACGUGUUGUUGCAUGGAUGGGCCAGUAAAAAAAGUGAAACUAUAACCAAGGUGUCCAUAAUCAUGAAGACCUCGAACAGGAAGUUUGAAGGAUUAAUUUAUUUUUAUAUCACUGCUUCGGAUGCAGGACCUUUUAGUGUUUCCAAGCGGGAUUACCUUGCUGGGGUAGAAAACGAGGUGUUUUGUGGCUAUAUUUUGAAAUAUCCAGCUUGGUUUGAUGAUGGCAAAAACAAUAUUAAAUACAAUUUUUGCAAGCAUCCAAAGCCAACAUGGAGGAUUUCUUUGACAACGACCGACACUGAGGUGCAGACACAACUUCUGACGUGAUUUAUGAAAAUUAGAAGAACUGUAGAGCUUUGACUGCAUCCCCAGCAGUCCUGCCACUCCACGCUGAUUGAUUUGUGUGGCUGGGUAUAUUUAUGUGUUUUUUCAUUGUUUGGGAUGACACAGAAGUCUAUUUUGUAAGUGUGUAUUGUUGAAUGUAAAAUACUCAGCUUCAGACGUUGUCUAAUUUAUCACAACUCUUAAUUCUUUUACUAACUGGUUAAAACGGCGACGACUUGUGUGUCACUUAAACAAAUGCAUUAUUCUUUAUUACUAAUUGUGCGUUCCAUUUGUACUCAAAAGUCGGAAUUUGCGAGUUCCUAGUCGAAAAUUUCAAUUGGAAAGCCCCUCAAAGUCGAAUUUUUUACCCGGAAAGUCAAAGAACUCCUCACCACCCUCAAGUUCCCUCCAGAUUCAUACAAACCCCGUUUCCAUAUGAGUUGGGGAAAUUGUGUUGGAUGUAAAUAUAAACAGAAUACAAUGAUUUGCAAAUCAUUUUCAACCCAUAUUCAGUUGAAUAUGCUACAAAAACAACAUAUUUGAUGUUCAAACUGAUAAAAAAAAAUUUUUUUUUGCAAAUAAUCAUAACUUUUGAAUUUGACGCCAGCAACACGUGACAAAGAAGUUGGAAAAGAUUUGCAAUUAAUACUGAAAAAGUUGAGGAAUGCUCAUCAAACACUUAUUUGGAACAUCCCACAGGUGUGCAGGCUAAUUGGGAACAGGUGGGUGCCAUGAUUGGGUAUAAAAUCAGCUACCCAAAAAAUGCUCAGUCUUUCACAAGAAAGAAUGGGGCCAGGUACACCCCUUUGUCCACAACUGUGUGAGCAAAUAGUCAAACAGUUUAAGAACAACUUUUCUCAAAGUGCAAUUGCAAGAAAUUUUGGCAAAUCAACAUCUACGGUCCAUAAUAUCAUCAAAAGGUUCAGAUAAUCUGAAGAAAUCACUCCACGUAAGCUGCAUGGCCGGAAACCAACAUUGAAUGACCGUGACCUUCGAUACCUCAGACGGCACUGUGUCAAAAACCAAUAUCUAAAAGAUAUCACCACGUGGGCUCAGCAACAACGUUCUCUCUAAGGUGCGCGCUUGUGCAAACUGCACACUGCUCACGCGUCCUCUGCGCCCGGAAAAUCCAGGCCGCACAAAAAAUCGAAUAAUGCUCAAGCAGUUUUGGCGUUUGCUCACACAUAUGAAAAUUUGGAGGGAAAAUUGCUCAGGAAAACUUCAGAAAACCACUGUCACUAAAUACAGUUUGUCGCUACAUCUGUAAGUGCAAGGUAAAGCUCUACUAUGCAAAGCGAAAGCCAUUUAUCAACAACAUCCAGAAACGCCGCCGGCUUUUCUGGAUGGACUGAUGCAAAGUGGAAAAGUGUUCUGUGGUCUGACAAGUCCACAUUUCAAAUUGUUUUUGGAAAUAUUCGACAUCUUGUCAUCCGGACCAAAGGGGAAGCGACCCAUCCAGACAGUUAUCGACGCAAAGUUCAAAAGCCAGCAUCUGUGAUGGUAUGGGGGUGCAUUAGUGCCCAACGCUUUGGUAACUUAUACAUCUGUGAAGGCACCAUUAAUGCUGAAAGGUCCAUACAGGUUUUGGAGUAACAUAUGUUGUCAUCCAAGCAACGUUAUCAUGGACGCACCUGCUUAUUUCAGCAAGACAAGUGUUACAACAGUGUGGCUUCGUAAAAAAAGACUGCAGGUACUUUUUCGGCCCACCUGCAGUCCAGACCUGUCUCCCUUCGAAAAUGUGUGGCGCAUUAUGACGCGUAAAGUACGACAGCGGAGACCCCGGACUGUUGAACGACUGAAGCUCUACAUAAAACAAGAAUGAGAAAGAAAUCCCCUUUCAAAGCUUCAACAAUUAGUUUCCUCAGUUCCCAAAAGUUUAUUGAGUGUUGUUAAAAGAAAAGGUGAUGUAACACAGUGGUGAACAUUUCCUUUCCCAAUUACUUUGGCACGUGUUGCAGCCAUGAAAUUCUGAGUUAAUUAUUUAUGAAAAAAAAAAUAAAGUUUAUGAGUUUGAACAUCAAA